Messenger RNA from Exophiala mesophila, 3327 nucleotides. RefSeq lists its product as uncharacterized. Gene Ontology annotation, biological process: nucleoside metabolic process. The coding region runs from base 1 to 3327 and encodes 1108 amino acids. The transcript has 3 exons. The record is from RefSeq and is a predicted model, not a curated record. Gene Ontology annotation, molecular function: catalytic activity. NCBI's taxonomy places the organism in Eukaryota, Fungi, Ascomycota, Eurotiomycetes, Chaetothyriales, Herpotrichiellaceae.
AUGCAUGGUGACGACAACCAAUAUACACCAGGCGAGAUCGCAGGGCACAAGGUCAUAAUAGCUUGCUUGCCGAAGAACGCAGUUGGUACUGUCAACGCGGCUUACCUCGUUUCCCAGAUGCGCCAAAGCUUCUCCAACCUCAAAUUUGGCCUAAUGGUGGGCAUAGGAGCCGGGGUGCCUGGCCGAGAUCUGAAACCAGAUAUUCGCCUCGGCGACAUCGUAGUUGCUGCUCCUCUGGACCAAUCCAAGAGUCCUGUGGGGGUUGUUGGCUACGAGCUAGGGGCGGAGACUGUUGGCGGCUUUGUCCCGAGAGACUGGCAAGCUCCGACGGAUAGGCGCUUGCGAAAUGCCAUUGAGUCGAUUGAGAGAGAUGCGCAAAUUGAAGAUUCGCACGAUUUCCUACAGCAUCUAGCCAUCUUUGCAAAACGGAAUAAAGGCAAACGGUUUCUGCAUCCAGGAGCAGAGAAGGAUCGACUGUACAAAGGAGAUCAAACCAACGAUCUCGUUAUCCGCCCGAAUCGACCAUUCCAGGGCCCAGUGGUUCAUUACGGCCUUGUUGCAUCCGGAAAUAAGCUCGUAAAAACUGCUGCACUCAGGGACGCCUUGAGAGAUAAGUAUGGUAUUAUUUGCUUUGAGAUGGAGGCGGCCGGUAUCACGAACGCUCUCCCGGUCGCUAUCAUACGAGGCAUCUGUGAUUAUGCCGAUUCUCACAAGAAUGAUAUAUGGCAUCGUUAUGCCGCUGCUACAGCUGCCGCCUAUGCUAAAGGCCUUCUCACGGUAAUCGGACCAGAUCAGCCCACCAGAAACGCCAACUUCGCUCCCGAGGUCAGAGAUAUCACAGAUGUGAUAUUAUCCAGUCUUCGGUUUGACAAAAUGGACGACCGCUACGAAGAAAUCGCUGAUGCCCAUGGAGAAACAUUUGGGUGGGUAUUCGACCCUAACUUCACCUUUGUCAAAUGGUUACAAGACUCUUCUCCAAUAUUUUGGAUCUCGGGCAAAGCAGGAUCCGGGAAGUCGACGCUGCUUAAACACAUAUUUCAACACCCUCGAACAAACGACCACCUUCAGCGCACUGGCACUAAUCAGCUUUUGCAAGGCGGCUUCUUCUUUCGUAAUCGUGGGACACCGAUCCAGAAAACGCAAGCAGGCUUACUGAGAUCAAUACUCCUCCAAAUUCUCGACGAAGAGAGAGAUCUGAUCAAGUUCGUCGUGCCUGAUAAAUUGGAGGAACUAAAUCUUUCCAUUCAAAGAUAUGGCCGUCCACUUUGCACUUGGACACUGCCAGCCCUGAAAUUAGCUUUCAGGAGUAUCAUUGAGAGUGGUGGACGGCGCAAAGACUUUUUCAUCCUGAUCGACGGCUUGGACGAAUAUGAAAGUGAUGGAAACACAGAAGAGGGCUAUGAGGAAAUCGUGCACUUCAUCAAAUCUCUUCAAUCGCCUGACCCCGACAAACGACGAAUCAAAGUCUGUGUUUCUAGUCGCCCACUACCUGUCUUCAGAUCGGCACUGAAAGACUAUCCACAUUUGCAGCUUGAGGAAAAAACCAAUGAUGAUAUUCACCAGUACAUUGAGACCGUUUUAGGAGGGAAUGAAAAGAUGCUGCAACUCAGAGAAAUAUAUCCCAGUGAUGCGCAGCGAUUGAUGGACCGAAUUGAAGAUAAUGCUAAUGGUGUAUUCCUAUGGGUAAGUAUUGUCGUCCAGUCCCUUAUCAGAGGCCUGUGGCGGGGCGCAAGGCUCCCAGAACUUGAAGCUCUUCUCAACAAACUUCCCACGAGGUUGGAAGAAUUGUUCAAACAGAUGCUUGAGAAUAUUUCCAGCGAGGAUUUCAGUGAAGCUUGCAGGAUGUUCAAGUUCGUCCAUGCGUCUAUCAGCCCGAUAACUCUUUUGGAUCUUUCACUUGCUAGCGAUGGCCCAACAGUCGCUCUCGAAAGUGGAGUGCAGGAAAUUGGAGCCAAGGAGAGACAGUAUCUUCGUGAUACCAUGUCAAGUCGCAUUGUGGCCAAAUGCUCUGGCCUUCUCGAGAUUAAAAGGCGACGAGCACCACAAAGUGCUUACAUGGCAAACAAAAUGGCCCUUCCGCAGGUCCUCUAUGAGGAAACCAUCCAUUUCACUCACCAGACGGUCAAAGAAUUUCUUGAAACGCCAAGCAUAUGGAAAUUGAUAGAGUAUCAUGCUGGGAAAGGAGGGUUUGAUGUUUAUGUGUCCUUGUUGAGUUCCUGUCUACGGCAACUCAAAUGCAUCGUCCAUCCUGAGGAUGUCCCCAAUCUUACCAUACGCAACGCGCUGGGCUAUGCUUUUCUGGCGGAGCAAAGCACCGGACAGUCACAGUCUGAACUUCUGGAUGAACUUGAUAUUAACGCUCAACGCAUAUACAAAGCAAUACUUGAGAUGAUAAGAAACCAGAAUGCUUUGAGACCAGGUUCCAGGACUCCAAGCAUGAAAACGUCAUCUCUCGGAUCAGCCAAGAUUGGGCAUUGGAGUCGAUACUCUCGCUCCAUGAUGACUGAAAUUAGAAUGGAAAAAGGAACUCAAACCGUGCUUGAAGGGACGCCGCAUUAUUGCAGGGAUGAUUUUCUAUCCAUUGCUGUGGCCUACAACCUUGAAAAGUAUGUUCUCCAGGUCUUCCAGCAAAGGGGAGCGCAAUACUCAAAGAAAGGGCGUCCACUGCUUUUCUAUGUGAAAUGGAAAGGCGGUCCAUUUACAAACCGUCGGAUGGAUUAUCAGAAGCAAUUUCGCCUCGCUACACCAAGAAUGGUUGCAUUGCUUUUGAAAGGCUACGAUGACCCAAAUCUAACCUUUUGCGAUAGCAUCCGACUCAGUCCAGGUGAGAAGGGCAAACUGCAGAGCCCGUGGCAAAUCGCAGUCCGUAUGGAAACAGAAUUGGAAGUCCUUCACAUUCUCCUGACGCACAAGGCAAAUCCUAAUGCCAUGGUGGUGGUACCAACUGGUGUGACCAAAUGGGGAGCUGAGAACAGCCCGAGCUAUGAGAUUGUCUAUGAAGAGUGGUCUACUCUACGGGUUGUUGUACAAUCCUAUCCCGGCGCGAACAAGUACGCCAUCGAAGAUCUCCACAAGUUCCAAGAAACUCUUCUCAAGCGCGGGGGAAGAGUCUUGACAGAAGAAAUCGAAAAGGACCCCGUUUUAUUUUCACUAGGUCCACGGCAUCUCCAGUACGCGAGGAGGACAACAGAAGCAUUGAACCAGGUGAGGAAGAAGAUGGAGGGUGUUGAACCAUUAAGACAGGGUCUCCUGGCGCUGGAUUAUUUUCGAGAAGGCCUACAGACGUACAUCUACUACCGAGCUCGAAUUUAUAAAUCAGUCGGUUGA